AUGCUUGACACUGUACAGGUUUUAGUGGGAGGAUACUUGGACGAUGGAAGUGUAGAACGUCUCGAUCCUGCAAAAGCAGACGCAGUAUGGGAGGAUGUCGCUCCGAUGAGUACUCCAAGACAUGGAGCCGGUGUUGCAGUUCUCGACAACUUGCUUUAUGCUGUUGGUGGUCAUGAUGAGAGCAUCCAUUUGAGCAGUGUUGAGAGGUUAGAUCCACGAGUUGGCAAAUGGGAAGACGUUUGUCCAAUGUUGAGACCACGAACUCAUCCUGGAACUGCAGUAUUCGACGGUCAUUUGUACGCAACAGGAGGAAAGGGAGCAUCGUCAUCGUCAUUUGAGAGGUACAGCCCUCGCGCCAAUAAAUGGAUUAAGAUACCGGCUAUGAAGACGAACAGGAAUAUUCAUAUCGAAGAACAUCUGGGAUGGCAGUGGCCUCGACGGUCAUCUGUAAGUCGCAGAGAGGAUAUGAUGGCCUCAUCCAGAUUAGUCGUUCGAUUUGAAAAUAUUGACCCUGUCAAGAAUUAA
Molecule: messenger RNA, 525 nt
Organism: Cooperia oncophora
Lineage: Eukaryota; Metazoa; Nematoda; Chromadorea; Rhabditida; Trichostrongylidae
Source: the annotation of a GenBank genome assembly